This is a messenger RNA of Antechinus flavipes (yellow-footed antechinus), 2270 nucleotides long. RefSeq names its product ribosomal RNA processing 1 (gene RRP1). Gene Ontology annotation, biological process: rRNA processing. The record is from RefSeq and is a predicted model, not a curated record. The transcript is spliced from 13 exons. Gene Ontology annotation, cellular component: preribosome, small subunit precursor; nucleus; preribosome, large subunit precursor. NCBI's taxonomy places the organism in Eukaryota, Metazoa, Chordata, Mammalia, Dasyuromorphia, Dasyuridae. Bases 43 to 2082 code for a protein of 679 amino acids.
CGCGCUUUUAUCUCCCCGGUGCUUUAUGAAUUUUUCGGCAUCAUGGCCCCGGCCCCGGCUCUUCCUUCGGAAAUCCAGCUGGCCCAGCGGCUGGCCGGCAACGAAAAAACUAUCCGAGACCGUGCCGUCAGGAAGCUCAGAAGAUACAUCCGCGCCAAGACCGAAGCUGCUUCAGGUGGGUUCAGUCAUGACGAAUUGUUAAAAAUAUGGAAAGGGCUUUUUUACUGUAUGUGGAUGCAGGACAAACCUCUCCUACAGGAGGAACUUGGAAAUACAAUUUCCCAGCUUAUUCAUGUUUUUCAGAACACAGAAACCCAGCACCUGUUUGUUCAAACUUUUUGGCAAACCAUGAACCGUGAGUGGAUUGGAAUAGACAGAUUGCGCCUGGAUAAGUUCUACAUGCUAAUGCGCCUGCUUCUGAACCAGUCCUUUGAGGCAUUAAAAAGAAGUGGAUGGGAGGAAAGUCAGGUUGAACUACUUCUGGAUAUCCUAAUGAAAGAAAUUUUGCACCCAGACAGUCAGGCACCUUGUGGAGUAAAGUCUCACUUUAUUGACAUAUACUUAGAAGAACUGACUAAAGUAGGAGCAGAAGAGCUUACUGCAGAUCAAAACCUGAAGUUUGUUAUUCCGUUCUGCAAAAUAGCAUCUAGGACAAAGGAUUCUACUUUGCUGUAUAAUAUAGUUGGAGGUAUUUUUGAUGCAAUUUUGGAACAAGCUCCCUUUGCCAUUGAAGAUUUAAUAAGAGAAUUAAAUGCAAACCAAGAAGACAGUGAACUGUUAGAAACUGAAUCAGAUGAUAUGACAUCUAUAAGAUUACAUGGGAAGCAAAAGAAAGGAAAGAAAGGCAAGGAUUCCUUCUCAAGCGAAGAUAAACCAAAAGUGAAAAAGCAGAGUAAUGGAAAGGGACACAUCGGGCUUGUCCUUCAGUUUAACUAUGAGGAAAUUGCUGAUAGACUGUUUGAAAUGGCCAGCAGGCAAAGCACUCCUUCCUUGAAUAGGAAGCAUCUCUACAAAUUGGUCAGAAAGUUCCAGAGCCUAGCUGAAGGCAUAUUCCCUCAAGAUGGCCUUCCUCGGCGGAAAAAGUUGAAUAAGAACAGACUUCAACAAAAGAAGACUCGUCUACCAAAAUCAAAAUUGAAAAGAGAGAAAGGGAAAAAAGAUGAAAAGCAGAAUAUAGAGACAGAUGUGCCUUUUGAGAAAGACAAGUCAAGAACUACAAAGAGAAAAGAGAUGAAAAAAAGGAAGCAUAUGAGUACAGAUUCUUCUUUUCCAUAUGAGAAAGAUAUAUCUGAUACAGCUAUUCCCUUAAAUCCUCAAAAUGAUAGCUCAGGGAGACCAUGUAAAAGAAAAAAGAUUCAAGGACCAAAAGUUGGAAAAGUAUCAGAUGGCUUCCAGGAGAAUAAGAAUGAUGAAACAGAGACCCAAAAACAUGAAAAAAAACAAGAAUUGACAGACCUUGAAGUGGUGAUGCCAGCCAUCCGCAAAAACAGGAAAAAAGAUGCUUGUAAGAAGAUAGAAACCAAGAAACAGCAAAAGAAAAACUUGGACACCCCACUUCAGACAGCUUUUAUAGAAACUCCUGCUGUCAAAAGAUUGCCAGCACAUCCUCUUGUUUCCCCCAAACCAGAAAGUAAUGUCAUAGGAACCUCUAAAUUGGUCACAAAGCAUAGGAAGAAAGGUGUUCAUGGAAGCAACCACAUUGCCUCCCAGAAAGCCUUAAAGGUUUCUUCAAAUGUGGUUCAUCGGAAAGAGUUAAGUAGAAACAGUGACCUAACGGUAGAGUGUCAGGAUAUAGAUAACACUAGGAUGAUAAAAAAGAAACAUAAGUGGAUUAGUAGAGACAGUGUUGUUCCUCCCCAACAAGAUAUGGCUAAAUUAUCUGAGAAGGAAUUGGCAACGAGUACAGAAAAUCUAACAGAUUGUGAUUUUCUUCCCCCUUCCAAAAGGCCAAAUAGGAAUGUCAGUAGAUCAGCAGGUUCUUUAAAUAGGAAAACUAAACGAAUUUUGUGGUCUCUAGGACCAAGAAUGCUUUUCAGAUCUCCAGGUAGAAGAGUGAAAAGAAACACGAGGAAAGAUCUUUAAUGCUUUUUAAAGUGUUAGGACUGGCUUUCUGGGUAAUCCUUGAGGAUUUUGACUUUUAAAAACCAGUAGGUAGAAGAAAUAAUUCCCAUCACAAGAUAAAUGUUUAUGCAAUCCAGGAUGUCAUUAGCAAAGAAUCAUGUUAAAAAUAUUAUUUUUUCAGCAAUAAAAGUUUAAUUGUGGCAUAAGAA